GUAACUGCGGCAGUGAUUGUAGAACACUUCUUAACUCACUGAGAGUGAAACGUCGCUGCCCGGGCUGUGAAGUGGGUAUCGAGGACUAUAUUACAAAUGGACUGGACAUUGCUUGUGUUGUUUGGUACGUGUGUUUUCUGUCAGCAGAAACAGGCAGCUAGUUGUUCAGGUGUUCACAAUUCCGCUGAAUGGCUGAAAAACAACAACACUAAACAGAUAAGUUUUCGUGCAGAGUGGGACGGAAUUUUAAUCGUCAAUUCUUCAUAAGACUUAGACUUGAGGAGCUGUUCACGACUGAGCUGUACUGAAAGACCAGGCUGCUGAAAAAAUCAAUGUUACAGAGAUCGGCAGAGAAGGAAGGACGACAGUGAAGUUGCUGCCUACAGACUGUUGGAUUGUGAAAGGCACUGAAGUCUCUUAACCUGGGGCUCGAGGUUUCUGAACAAUAAUGGCUAAAGCAUACGAAUUCUUGUGGCAGAAACCUGUUCCAGCUUUUAUGCAAGAGGGAGCUGUUUUUGAAAUAUACGAAGAGGAGUCAUCUGUAUUGGAACCUAACUGUAUUUUUAAGGUGGACGAAUUUGGAUUCUUUCUCACGUGGAAAAGUGAAGGAAAGGAAGGACAAGUACUGGAAUGUUCAAUGGUCAACAGUAUUCGAUAUGGGACCAUCCCUAAAGAUCCGAAAAUCCUGUCCGCGCUCGAGGCCAGUGGAAAAGCAGAGCACGAUCUGGAUGGAAGAAUCUUCUCUGUUUGCAGUGACGCCGACUUGGUUAACAUCAGUUUUACGUAUCUGGUGGCUGACAGUGCGGAAACAGCCAAGCAUUGGGUAGAAGGAUUAAGAGCCAUCAUUCACAACUUCAGAGCUAACAAUGUCUGCCCCAUGACCUGUCUGAAGAAACACUGGAUGAGGUUAUCGUUUCUCACAAAUGUCAAUGGAAAAAUUCCAGUCAGGAGUAUUACCAGAACCUUUGCCUCGGGCAAAACAGAAAAGGUGAUAUUUCAGGUCCUGAAGGAACUUGGUCUUCCAAGUGGCAAGAAUGAUGAAAUUGAGCCAACGAUUUUCACCUUCGAUAAAUUUUAUGCGCUAACGCAAAAAAUUUGCCCUCGCACUGACAUUGAGGAGCUGUUCAAGAAACUCAAUGGAGACAAAUCUGAUUACUUAACUGUAGACCAAUUGGUCAGCUUUCUGAAUGAAAACCAACGCGAUCCUCGUCUGAAUGAAAUUCUGUUCCCCUUCUAUGAUGCAAAGAGAGCAAUGCAGAUACUUGAGACUUAUGAACCCGAAGAAGAGUUGAGGAAAAAAGCCAGUAUGUCAUGCGACGGGUUCUGCAGCUACCUGAUGUCCGAUGAAAAUGCGCCGGUCUUCCUUGAUCGCUUGGACCUGUACCAGGAGAUGGAUCAGCCCCUGUCCCAUUACUUUAUCAGUUCCUCACACAAUACGUAUCUCACAGGCAGGCAGUUCGGAGGCAAAUCCUCUGUUGAGAUGUACAGACAAGUUCUUUUAUCAGGCUGCAGAUGUGUAGAGUUAGAUUGUUGGGAUGGAAAAGGGGAGGACCAAGAGCCCAUAAUAACACAUGGAAAGGCCAUGUGCACAGAUAUUCUUUUUAAGGAUGUAAUUCAAGCCAUCAAAGAAACAGCGUUUGUGACUUCUGAUUAUCCUGUUAUCCUGUCCUUUGAAAAUCACUGCAGUAAACCCCAGCAGUACAAGAUGGCCAAGUAUUGUGAAGAAAUCUUUGGAGAGCUUUUACUGAAGCAGCCCCAUGAACUCCAUGUUCUUGAAGCUGGCCGUCCUCUGCCAUCUCCCAAUGAUCUGAAAAGAAAAAUACUUAUCAAAAAUAAAAGAUUAAAACCUGAAGUAGAAUCAAAGCAACUUGAAACUUUUAAAAGGCUGAUGGAAGGUGGAGAAGCACCCAGUCCUGCUAGUAUGCUUGAAGAUGAAAAUGAGGAAGAAACUGAAAAUGCUGACCUGUCUCCGAAUUCUGUUGACCAAAACGAGGAAGCUCAUCCUGAGCUGAAAUUCAAUAGCCAACUUUCUGCUGAUGAUAUUAUUCAAGAGAAGGAAUCACAUAUCAACAGUGUGAAGAAGGUAAUCGAAGAUGCGGAACAGGACAAUAACAAAAAGGGGACGAUAACUGUCGAAGAUGAGCAAGCUUGGGUGUCAUCCUACACGUAUGUUGGUGCUACCACCAAUAUACAUCCUUAUCUAUCUGCUAUGGUCAACUACGCCCAACCUGUCAAAUUUCAAGGCUUUCAGGUAGCAGAAGAGCGGAAUAUUCACUAUAACAUGUCCUCGUUCAAUGAAUCAGUUGGGCUCGGAUACCUGAAAACCCACGCAAUAGAGUUUGUCAAUUAUAACAAACGACAAAUGAGUCGUAUCUACCCCAAGGGAGGCCGAGUGGAUUCCAGCAAUUACAUGCCUCAAAUCUUCUGGAACGCUGGCUGCCAGAUGGUCUCGCUGAACUUCCAGACCCCAGAUUUGGCCAUGCAGUUAAACCAGGGAAAGUUUGAGUACAAUGGAUCAUGUGGGUUCCUACUUAAGCCUGACUUCAUGCGUCGCCCUGAUCGGACCUUUGACCCAUUCUCUGAGACUCCAGUGGAUGGGGUUAUUGCAGCAACCUGUUCUGUCCAGGUAAUAUCAGGCCAAUUUCUAUCAGAUAAGAAAAUCGGCACAUACGUAGAAGUAGAUAUGUAUGGCCUACCGACUGACACUAUUCGAAAGGAGUUCCGAACACGAAUGGUGAUGAACAAUGGAUUGAACCCUGUUUAUAACGAGGAACCAUUUGUGUUUCGAAAGGUCAUUCUGCCAGACCUCGCAGUGUUGAGAAUAGCAGUUUAUGAUGACAACAACAGACUGAUUGGCCAAAGAAUCCUUCCUUUGGACGGUCUGCAAGCUGGCUACCGGCACAUAUCUCUCAGAAAUGAGGGCAAUAAGCCCUUAUCAUUGCCCACGGUCUUUUGUAAUAUUGUACUCAAAACCUAUGUCCCCGAUGGAUUUGGAGAUAUCGUUGACGCUUUAUCAGAUCCAAAGAAGUUUCUGUCAGUAAUGGAAAAGAGAGCUGACCAAAUGAGGGCAAUGGGAAUCGAAACUAGCGAUAUAGCAGAUGUGCCAAACGACACCUCCAAAAACGAUAAGAAAGGGAAAUCUAAUCCGGUUAAAGCAAGCGUUACACCACAAAGCAGCUCAGAACUGAGGCAGAACUCAACGUCAGGACAAGGAACUGGAAACGAUGCAAAGAAAGAUAUAACGGUGAUACCUCAGGUGAAUAUUGAAGACUUGAAGCAAAUGAAGGCCUACCUAAAAUUGUUGAAGAAGCAGCAAAAAGAACUGAGUGCGUUAAAGAAAAAACAUGCCAAGGAACACAGUGUCACUCAGAAAUCACAUUGCUUGCAAGUGGAUAAAAUGGUGGCACAACACGACAAGGAAAAGUUAACCCAAGAGAAGAGUUUAGAAAAAGCAAUCAAAAAGAAGGGAGAAAAUAAUUGUAUUGACUUGAAGAAAGAAACAGAGGUCAAAAUAGAAGCAUUAUCUUCAGACCACAAGCUAAAGGUGAAGGAGAUUGUUACUCAGCAAACUAAGGAAUGGUCAGAAAUGAUAAAUAUACAUUGUGCAGAAGAGCAGGAACUGAAGGAUCUUCAUUUAAGCCAGCAGUGCGAUUUGUUGAAGAAACUGCUCAUCAGUAUGCAUGAGCAACAAAGCCAGCACCUGAAACUUAUUCAUGAUAGACUGAGCAAAGAGAUGCGGGCUAACCAGGCAAAGAGCUCCAUGGAGAACAGUAAAGCCAUAAGCCAGGAUAAAAGCAUCAAAAACAAAGCUGAAAGGGAAAGGCGAGUCCGGGAGCUGAACAGCAGCAACACUAAAAAAUUCCUGGAGGAAAGGAAACGGCUUGCAAUGAAGCAAUCCAAGGAAAUGGACCAAUUAAAGAAAGCUCAGCUUGAACAGCUGGAAGGCUUGGAGAGACAGAAUGAUCAGCUGCUGAAAUCAUGUCAUGCAGGGUCUGCCAUUCAAGGCAAAAGAGAUGCGGCAGAUGGUGAAGCUGGAGGCAGAGAUGGCUCGCAGACCAGCAACAGUGGUCUGAGUUCCCCCGAAACUGACUGAGGCCAAUGCCAUACGAUGAAUAGUAAUGUGCAAACUACCAAUACUAACAGCAAUUUUGCCAUCUCUUCUUACCUCACAAAUCUACUGUAGCCAGCAACUUUCUGUAUCAAAAGGAUCUACGUAUAUCAAGUCAAUGGCUUUGAUGUUACGAGCACUUUAAAGGUUGCUGGUUCUACUUAGUAUGUGUCCAAAUCUGAAUCACUGUCUUCUGGUAAAGAAAACCAGCCUAGAAGUGCUGGCAGGGUUAGGAUUUCAUUUCAUUAAAAUCCAUAGGUUGGAAAAUGGCUAUUCCAGCAAAGUGGAGAUAAAGUCACAAAAUUAUAAAUGUUAUACACAGUAAGAACAUUAUUAAAUUAGUUAGAACACAUUUUAUUGCUUGCCGAGAAAUAUCCUACAUUAGGUCUGCAUAUAUUGCCAAUAAAUGUUCAGAAUCCUAGACAUGUAGAUUGAUCCACUAGAGCCCCACCAUGUCACAAUGACUGUGAUCCUGCAUUCCCUCUCCAAUUUGGAGCUUCCAAGGACCAAUUGCAGUUACAAUUGCUCAGUCUUGUUUGUCAUAAGUGGACAACCUAACCCAAACGUGAUGAUCCUUCUAGCCCAGUGACCAGAGUUGAUCACAAAAGUGGCUUUACACAGCAAAUUAAACAUCAUCAUUUCAAAUCAGAGAAUUGUUUCAACCAUUCAUGUGAAUGUUGAGCUCUUUGCAUGGUCUUGCACAAGUAACUAGCUUUUAGUUUACAACGGAUUGCUGCAUGUUUUUACUCCCUUGGAGUUGUUGGCGCGCUACCAUUCAGCAUUAGACUGCCUGAAAUACUGGUAGCUUUGUCCUCAAAGCGAUGAAGCUAACAUGUAUAUUGAUAGCUUUCCCAAAGGUGAUACCAAGGAAUCCAUCUGGAAAUAAUUCAUUAUAUCCAGUGCCUGGAACUGUCCAGGAUACAUUUAUGGAUCUUUGUCAGGGGUUGUUGGUAAGGGAAAAUCCUUGUUGAGAAUGUUGAUAGACACAAGUUUUGUUUUCUAAAAAAGAAAAUAUGUAAAACACGUACACAACCAUUACAUUUCUUACUUUGCAAUAUGUGAACACUAUAAGACAAAGUGGAUUCAGACCAAGUUAAUGUACUUUAUAAUAAAACAAGAAAAUAAAUCAGAUGAGGAAUGUUGAAUCAGGGAAUUUAUUUAAUAUUCUAAGCACAUAAUGUGAACAAAACAAGUUUUAUUACACUGGUGCCAGAAAGUUGGACAUCUUUUUUGUAAUCAAAUAUAGAUAGCAAAGUAUUCAACAAAGUUUGCUGAGGUUUGGGGCUCCUGUAGCAAAGAGUCUUGAAGUCCAACCAGCAUAUACAAAACAAAAUACACAUCUGUGCAAAGCAGAUAUUCACCAAAUUGUUCUACUUUAAGCAUGUAGUACUUACCAGAGCAAAAUUUGAAGGGCAUCUUUAAUAUUGCCCAAUUCAGCACAGAGUCCUGAGCAAUUCCAGACCUUAUAUGGCAAUACACCUUCACACUAUAAACUAAAAGGACAUCUUAAGUGAUGCUGCAUAAAACAAAACAAAACAAAGAUUUUCUGUAGCUCAGUGUAGCUAAUAGUUAUAGUACGAUAGUACACCAUAUUAUUUCAUGCUUUGGGAGAAGGUUCAAAUCUGUGUCUUAAGAAGUAUUUGAAAUGCUCUUGCCAGACGACAACAUGCAUCCAUCACCCAAAUAAACUUCCCAAAAAUGUUUGUAGCAUUACACAAGAGAAGGUAAAUGAACACUUGUCUACCAGAGCAGAAAUGUUGAAAUGUACCAUGAUGAAAUAUUGUAUGUAAAUAUGUAUUUAAUUCUAUAAUAUCAUUUAAGACCAAAAUGUGUUUUAAGGCAUAUCGAUUAUCUUAAGGGCUGUGUGGUCGUGUAAUACUUGCAGACUUGCUAAGAAUAUAUUUGUUUCUGAGAAUGCAAUUUCGUGUUAUCAGCCAUUUUGAGGGAUUCUUCUCCAGCAAGCCAUUUUUAACCCUCUUAACACAAAUAGCUUUUACAACAUAUCAAUUAUGGUAUUGUAUAUGUAAGGUGAUAUUCCAAAAAUGUAAUGUGUACUACUGUAACAGUUCUUUUAAUGUGCCACUGGUAUGCCUAACUGAUGUAGGUGGGUUACUGGGAAUUGCUGCUUUCACAAAGAAAUGAAGUGCAAUGUUGAAACAAUUUGAAUUAUCUAAAUUCUGCAACUCGGGUAUAUAGUUUUUAAAAACAAAAGUACACAAAUUCUGUUCUGUUUGCUGGUAGACGCUGUCUAUAAAUGGCUGUUCUGUUUUAUAUCAGGUAACUGUCCUACUGCUUAUAUAUAAUUAGUUAUGUAGGUUUAUUGAAAAAGCAGGCUGUUUUACAGGUAUCACUAACAUGUAUUGGUUUUGUUUAAAUAUAUAUAUAUAUUUAGAAAAGAGAUUUGGUGAAGGUGUUUUAUAUUUAUAUUAUCUGUCAAAUUAAAAGGUAGAAAAUCAUGAACUCUUAAUUGAUGUUCCCAGAAUUCUUUAAUACGAUUUUAUAGUUUCUGUACCCCAUUAUAAAUAAAUGAUAAAAGUUGAGAAGUGACUUAA
Hemiscyllium ocellatum (epaulette shark) is the source of this 6660-nucleotide messenger RNA. It is a transcript of the gene plcb4a, whose product is annotated as 1-phosphatidylinositol 4,5-bisphosphate phosphodiesterase beta-4. The transcript has 39 exons. The coding region runs from base 449 to 4093 and encodes 1214 amino acids. Gene Ontology annotation, molecular function: phosphatidylinositol-4,5-bisphosphate phospholipase C activity; calcium ion binding. NCBI's taxonomy places the organism in Eukaryota, Metazoa, Chordata, Chondrichthyes, Orectolobiformes, Hemiscylliidae. Gene Ontology annotation, biological process: phosphatidylinositol-mediated signaling; lipid metabolic process. The record is from RefSeq and is a predicted model, not a curated record.